Dioscorea cayenensis subsp. rotundata (Guinea yam) is the source of this 2966-nucleotide messenger RNA. Its product is annotated as E3 ubiquitin-protein ligase RNF6. Lineage: Eukaryota; Viridiplantae; Streptophyta; Magnoliopsida; Dioscoreales; Dioscoreaceae. The transcript has 6 exons. The record is from RefSeq and is a predicted model, not a curated record. The coding region runs from base 859 to 2499 and encodes 546 amino acids.
CCAAGCAUGCCAUUGCUCUCUCUCUCUCUCUCUCUCUCUCUCUUUCUGUGACAGUCUGAUUUGUGCCAUUUCAAAAACUUUCAAAAAGCUCAGGCCUUUGACUGUUUUGUAGCUAGCCAAUCUGCUCUGUAUUUAUUUAUUUAUUUAUUUAUUUAUUUAUGUUUUAUUUACUGAGUCAUUGAUUCAUAACAUCAAACAGCGAUUUCUCAACCAGUUCUAGUACUGAUGUCUGCUGCUGACCAAGGUCCACAUUAAAGCAAAAAACAGUGGUAGCUAGCUAGCAUUAGCAAGCUAAUCAGUUGUUCCUCCAAUCCGUUCCAUGCCUGAUGCCUGAUGCCUGAUGCCUGAUGCCUGAUGCCACCUUCGGCUUUCGCUGCAAACAAACGGCCAACCUCUUCAUUUCAUUGCAUUCAAAAUAUAAAACAAAACAAAAGAAUGGAAAACAUGCGUCCUUCAAUGCACCACUUCUUCCCCUCUUCCUCUUCUUCUUCAUCUCUUCUCUUUUGAAUAAUCAAACUACUACAAUACACCAAAAUGCUCUCUUAAACUCACCCUCGGUUACUCCAUCUCUUAUCUCUCUCCUUAGGUGGUCUCAGAGAUGUGCUUGUGAAGAAACGCAGAAAUAAUAGAGAAAGAAAGAGGGGAAAAUAUUGUAUUUUUUUCCUCUCUCUCUCUCUCUCUCUCUCUCUCUCUCUCUCUCCCGUUGUUCGUGGAUCGAGAGUUUUGCUUCCUUUUGUACCAAAUCCCCUUCUUUCCCUCUCCUCUCACUUUCUCUCACGUGUACACUCUCUUCUUCUUCUUCUUUUCAAACACUUUGAGCUGCAUUUUCUUGAAGGUUGUGAUUCGUAGACAAAGGUCAUGGGAUCCAGUUCCAGCAAGGAUGUGGCCGCCGGCGGGGCACAUUCAUCAUCGUCCGGCGGCGGAGGUCGGGAACCAAGGUCGAAAGGUGUUAGAGUGGUGUUCGGUUCUUCUUGUUUUGGUACCCCGUCCACCCUUCACGAUGAUCAGGAGGACUUGAGUUCUGCAAUCUGUGUUUCUUGCUUCCAGAUCGAAGAAGAGGAUGUUAGGUCGAAAGGCACUGCAUGUACAGAGGUAGUUGCAACAAAAUCUAACCCAGAAGGCAGCAAUGGCUGCAUAGCUUUUAGAGUUCCUAGAGCAAAUAAGAUCUCUACUGAAAAUGAUGGGGGGAGUCAAGAAGGUAUUGUGGAAACUGAUUCUGGUGCCAGUGGCAGUUCCACUAAUGAAGGAUCCCUUUGCCAGUCAUCAUCAAACAACUCAAGCCAUUCUCGCACUCCCUUUGGUUUCAGGCUAAGCAGAACCGCAAGUUUGGGGUCAUCACAGGCCCACUCUGCUGUUUCAGCUAGCCUCUCAUUCUCUAACACUGACAGGGGGGUUGACCGUGCCCAUAUGGACCUUGAUGGUUCUGAAGAGAACAGCGAUGAAACACCUGGAAAUGUUGUUUUUGAGAAUGUUGUUCAUAGUUUAGACAGCAACAAUACAAGCCUUGAAUCUAGAAGUGCCUUUUCUGAUAGAGAUCAAGUGGAAGCAGUGAAUAUAAGGAUCGGCCGCUCUUCUAGGCGUUCUGGACCUCAAGAGCCCUUUGAGGGGAGUGUUAGGUUCAGUAGAACACUCAGUGUUGGGAGGCUUCGUGACAGGGUUCUUCGGAGGACUUCAAAUUCUGAGGGAUUAUUUGGUUCAAUGCCACUAGAAGAUAGGUCCUCAGGACAUAGUGGUAGAAGAGUAACAGGAGGUAGGACAAGGUCACCAUCUUCAUCUGGAAGGAGUGACCUGCCAACUUUAUCUAGUAACCAUUCCUACACUAUAGGAAGUUCUGUGGACCAUGUCCGUGAUUAUGAUUCUGAAAACCCACAGAUGAGAGAAGCAAGUAAUCGAGAUUGGUUGGAACACCGGUCAGCAUUCCUUGAAAGGAGAAGGAGAAUAAGAUCACAGGUUCGUGCCCUCCAGAGAAUGGGUAGUCGAUUUGAGAACUUUCCUGGACAUGAUAGAUCAUGUAUUUUGUCUGGUCAGCAUCGGACAGGUCGUUGCACAUGCAGGACAAGCAAUCAUGCUGCCAAUCCUGAUGAUGAUACUCGCACACGGGCCAGCAUUUCAAGAAUCGUUAUGUUGGCAGAAGCACUUUUUGAGGUUUUGGAUGAGAUCCACCAGCAAUCUGUAGCCCUGUCAUCCCGCCCUUCUGUCUCUUCAGUUGGCUCUAUUCCUGCACCAAAGGAUGUUGUUGAAUGUAUGCCAGUGCGAAUAUACACAAGGCCACACAAGUACACAAACGAGGAUGCUGCUCAAUGUUAUAUUUGCCUCAUGGAGUAUGAAGAAGGAGAUUGCAUGAGAAUACUUCCCUGUCAGCAUGAGUUUCAUCAAACAUGUAUAGACAAAUGGUUGAAAGAGAUUCACAGUUUUCCACUCCUCACAGGGUAUGCCCACUUUGUCGUGGGGAUGUUUGCAGAUCAGAAGUGUCUUCUGUUGGAAAAACUUGUUAGUUGACCCAGAUUUUUAUGUGGGUUUGUGCCAAUGUCAUUCAUCUGCAGCCAAAGGUCGUAGUCUCUGUUUGAAUAACCAAAUGUUUUGCUAUUCUGUUUUAUUUGGAAGAAGUGUCUUUCUUCAUUGAUAUUACAUGAUGAACUGGCACGGGACAUGCUGCUGCCAUUCUCUUGAACUUAAAAGAGUCAUUUCCCUUGGAUGUAAUUCCACAAGUGAGGGAGCAGUUGAACAGUGUUGUAGGCUGAUGAGAUGAAGUUAAAUAGAGAACACAUGUAACUGAUGAAUGAGGAGGCCAUAAUACCUCAAGUCUAGUCUACCCUAAUUGCCAGCAAUAUGCUUCCUAUUUCCUGUUUCCUGUUUCCUGUUUCCUGUUUCCUCCGUUCAUCAGCAUCUCGUUAUUAUCAUUAUUUAUUUUAUUUUUCUAUGUUUAUAUCUACCGCAUUCUGAUUCUGAUUAAAUUGGUGCAAGUU